CCGGCCGCCGCCUCCUCCCCCCGUCCGUCGGUCCGUCCGUCCCUCCCUCCGUCCCUCCCGCCGAGCCCGGUCCGUCGCCUCGAGCAUGCACCCGACCAGCUAGGAGGAAGCCGGGAGCCCCGCAGGAAGCGCCGCCCGGCCGCGCCGCCCCGCCCGCUCGCGGGACCCUCUCCUGCGGGGCGCCCCCCAUCCCACACCCCCCCACCUUCCCGGGGGGUGGGGGGGUGCGGGUUGCCGGAUCCGGGGGCCCCGCCGCCCCAGACGCCCAGGACAGCCCCCUUUCCCUGCCUCCCGCCCCCUCCCCCGGCCCGGCCAUGGAUCUGACCAGCAGCUCGGGCGGCGGCGGCGACCCCAGGCAGAUCGAGGAGACCAAGCCUUUGCUGGGGGGCGACGUGUCGGCCCCCGAGGGCACGAAGAUGGGCGCCGUGCCCUGCCGCCGGGCCCUGCUGCUCUGCAACGGGAUGAGGUACAAACUGCUGCAGGAGGGCGACAUCCAGGUCUGUGUCAUCCGGCACCCGCGGACCUUUCUCAGCAAGAUCCUCACCUCGAAAUUCCUGAGGCGCUGGGAGCCGCACCACCUAACGCUGGCCGACAACAGCCUGGCGUCCGCCACGCCAACUGGGUACAUGGAAAACUCAGUUUCCUACAGUGCUAUUGAAGACGUUCAGCUGCUGUCCUGGGAGAAUGCUCCGAAGUACUGUUUACAGCUCACCAUUCCUGGGGGAACUGUCUUACUGCAGGCCGCCAACAGCUACCUGCGAGACCAGUGGUUCCAUUCUCUGCAGUGGAAGAAAAAGAUUUACAAAUACAAGAAAGUCUUGAGUAACCCGAGCCGUUGGGAAGUCGUCUUGAAAGAGAUCCGCACUCUGGUGGACAUGGCGCUGACAUCCCCCCUGCAGGAUGACUCCAUCAACCAGGCCCCUCUGGAAAUUGUCUCCAAACUGCUCUCAGAGAACACGAACUUGACUACCCAAGAGCACGAAAACAUCAUUGUGGCCAUCGCUCCUUUGCUGGAAAACAACCAUCCACCACCAGACCUCUGUGAAUUCUUCUGCAAGCACUGCAGAGAGCGGCCCCGGUCCAUGGUAGUCAUUGAAGUGUUCACCCCCGUGGUCCAGAGAAUCCUCAAGCAUAACAUGGACUUUGGGAAGUGCCCGCGACUGAGGCUGUUUACUCAGGAGUACAUCCUUGCCUUGAAUGAGCUCAAUGCGGGGAUGGAAGUGGUGAAGAAGUUCAUUCAGAGCAUGCAUGGCCCCACGGGGCACUGUCCCCACCCCCGGGUGCUGCCCAACUUGGUGGCAGUGUGCCUGGCCGCCAUCUAUUCCUGCUAUGAAGAGUUCAUCAACAGCCGUGACAACUCCCCCAGCCUGAAGGAGAUCCGGAAUGGCUGCCAGCAGCCAUGCGACCGGAAGCCCACCUUACCCCUGCGCCUUCUGCACCCCAGCCCGGACUUGGUGUCUCAGGAAGCCACGCUGUCCGAGGCGCGCCUCAAGUCGGUGGUUGUGGCCUCCAGCGAGAUCCAUGUGGAGGUGGAGCGUACAAGCACUGCCACGCCGGCGCUGACAGCCAGCACAGGCAAUGACAGCGAGCCCAACCUCAUCGACUGCCUCAUGGUCAGCCCCGCCUGCAGCACCAUGAGCAUCGAGCUGGGCCCCCAGGCUGACCGCACGCUCGGCUGCUACGUGGAGAUCCUCAAGCUGCUGUCGGACUACGACGACUGGAGACCAUCUCUGGCUAGCUUGCUUCAACCCAUUCCAUUCCCCAAAGAAGCUCUCGCACACGAGAAGUUCACCCAGGAACUGAAGUAUGUGAUCCAGAGGUUCGCAGAAGACCCACGGCAGGAGGUCCACUCGUGCCUGCUGAGCGUGCGGGCCGGUAAAGAUGGCUGGUUCCAGCUCUAUAGCCCUGGGGGGGUAGCCUGUGAUGAUGACGGGGAACUGUUUGCCAGCAUGGUGCAUAUCCUCAUGGGCUCCUGUUACAAGACCAAAAAGUUCCUGCUGUCCCUGGCAGAGAACAAGCUGGGGCCCUGCAUGCUCCUGGCGCUGCGAGGGAACCAGACCAUGGUGGAGAUCCUGUGCCUGAUGCUGGAAUACAACAUCAUCGACAACAAUGACACCCAACUGCAGAUCAUCUCAACCCUGGAGAGCACGGAUGUGGGCAAGCGCAUGUACGAGCAGCUGUGCGAGCGGCAGCGGGAGCUGAAGGAGCUGCAAAGGAAAGGUGGACCUACCAGGCUAACACUGCCCUCCAAGUCCACAGACGCUGACUUGGCUCGUUUGCUGAGCUCUGGCUCCUUCGGAAACCUGGAGAACCUCAGUUUGGCCUUCACCAAUGUAACCAGUGCCUGUGCUGAGCACCUCAUCAAACUGCCUUCUCUCAAGCAGCUGAACCUGUGGUCCACCCAGUUUGGAGACGCCGGCCUGCGGCUCUUGUCGGAACACCUCACCAUGCUCCAGGUGCUGAACCUGUGCGAGACCCCUGUCACUGACGCUGGCCUGCUGGCCCUCAGCUCCAUGAAGAGUCUGUGCAGUCUAAACAUGAACAGCACCAAGCUCUCGGCCGACACCUACGAAGAUCUGAAGGCCAAGCUGCCCAACCUGAAGGAGGUGGACGUCCGCUACACUGAGGCCUGGUGAACCCGUGGCCACACAGGAGGAUUCUGCAAAUGCAACAAAACAACUUGACUUACAGCCGUAGACCAGCCGUCCCUGGGGUCCCACCUCAGUGUCCUGGCUGAGAAAUAGAUGGGGGAGUCUAUUUGGGGGCGGAGGGAGGAGGGUGGGAGGGGGUUCCAGAAGCACGCCCAGCCCCCACCUAAAUCUUUUAGCUUCGUAAUUGGAAACCUUGACCUGAUCUAAAAUGGACUUUGUAGCAACAAGAAGAAUAUCAGAGGGGUUAGGGAGGGGUGGGGGUGGGGGGCCUGGGGGGAGAGCCUUUGUGGAUUUUCUUUGCCUUUGUGUUUAAUGCCGUGUGGGAAAAGUCACCUCCAAUGCCACCGUCACCGUGAUCCUGACCGGCCUGGGGGCUGGACCAAGGAUGCUUCUUUCUCUGUGGCUUUGAGCAGAGAGCCCGCCCCCGCCACUGGGACAAGCAGACCCGGUCAUGUCAUUGCACCCGUCCUGUGUCCUGACCAUUGCUAUGCAAAGUGAUUUCUGUUGUACAUAAGAUUUAAAUAAUGCACCUAUUUAAGAAAUGUUGACAAAUUGCGGGUCUGGGACCUGCCUCUUAUUUAUGAAGUCUCUGGCCCCCUCUCUCUCCCGCCCCACUUGGCGUGUAGUACUGUACAAACCAGUCAGCUGUUGGGUUAGUGGUAGUAUUUUUGUUAUUUUUUUUAAAGGAAGCAAACAGACAAAAAAGGAAAAAAAAAAAACUCUUUGGAAAAUUAUUUGCUUUUUUUGUAAUGGAUUCUGUAUGCUAAUGCUCUCUCGUCAGGCUGUCUGUCUGUCUGCCCACCCGCCCCUGUGCGUGUCUGAUUCCCAGAUGUCUCUGACUUUGUCACGGGGUGGGGGUCAGGUUGGGGGAAGAGGAAGGAGUGGAGUCCCCAUAUUAUAGUGUUGCUCCUCCAAGACCCCAAGCUCUCUCUCUCGGCCCCCUUUUACAGAUUUUGGGGGGGGUGCUAACCUGUCCUCCCUGUUCUGCCCCCAUAGAAGAGCUGUCCCCGCCCCCACCCCAUGACCCUGUGUCUCUGCUGGCCCCAUGGCCCUCGCCCUUGUGUACGUCGCGUGGUCCCCUUCCUCAUGCAUGCUGCCUCUUGCAUGGUCUCUUGGGAGAAGAGAGAUACGUUGCCUCCACCAGCCUGACUGCCCACCCCCCUCCACCCCUGAAAUGUGACCACUGCAACGUAGCCGCUCCUGUCCCCCCUCCCCCCCCCCACCGCUCCGACGACAAACCGAUCUCCGUUUCUUUUGUAAACUUUCGGCUUUUCUUAACAAGCCCUCCCUGUACAGAACAGCCCCUUUACGGUUGAUUUGGAGCCCCCUCCCCCAGGCCCCUUUUCUGUUCGUUUAGCACAAAUACUUCCCCCUCCAGCACCUCCAGUCCUAACCCACAGCCAGUGUAAUUGUUUUAUAUAUAUUUAAUCUGAUUCAAUGGAAACCAUGCUUUGGUCGUUUUAUACUUUGCUAGGUAGACUUUAUUACCCCCCUACUAGACCCUCAUUUUUUUAAAAAAGGAAAAAAAAAAGACAUUGGGUUUCAGUCUUAAUUCAUUUUCCCGUGCCAGGUUUUAUUUUGUGUGUGUGCGUGAGUGUGUUUUGUUUUGUGUUUUGUUAUUUUUGUUGUUGUUUUCUGUUGUUUGGUUUUAUUCCCCGCCCCACCCUUCCAGUCCCAUACUUUACAGCACUCUGGUGCAGGAAGAAGCAGAAGCAAAAAAAAAAAAAAUUAAAAAUUAAAAAAGAAAAAAAAAAAGAAACAAGACAUGCCACCUUUCCCUGCGCACUGUUGCUUUUCCUGAUGGUUAAUACUACUGUCACGUAGCUGUGUACAAAGAGAUGUGAAAUACUUUCAGGCAAAAAUAAACUGUAAGUGACUCAUUGA
Loxodonta africana (African savanna elephant) is the source of this 4535-nucleotide messenger RNA. RefSeq names its product c-Maf inducing protein (gene CMIP). The record is from RefSeq and is a predicted model, not a curated record. The transcript has 21 exons. NCBI's taxonomy places the organism in Eukaryota, Metazoa, Chordata, Mammalia, Proboscidea, Elephantidae. Gene Ontology annotation, cellular component: cytosol; nucleoplasm. Bases 315 to 2636 code for a protein of 773 amino acids.